UCUAUUGGAAAAUAUUCCUUCUACAUGGUAUCAGAGCCCUAAUUGGCUUCUGUCUUCUCCCUUUCUCUCUCACAAUCGGAAAUCCCUUCCCCCAUCCCUACUGCCAAUCGGCUUCUUCCCUAGGCAACCAUGGCCGACAAAAAUCCUUCCUCCGGCAAGGCUAUUUCAACCUCCGACACCUCUUCCUCCAACAACUCUCCUCACCUCGCCUUCACAACUAUAUCAAAUAUCAAACUUCACAUCCCCGUACAAUUGAGUUUGUCGGAGCCAAAUUACAAAAAGUGGAGUCGCUUGUUUCGUCUCUUGAUUCUCCGCUUCAAUCUCAAAGGCUUCAUCGACGGCACCACCAUCGCCUCUUCUGCAGAUGACGCCGAAUGGUACCAAUUUGAUGCACUCAUUCAAGGGUGGAUCCUCUCCACCAUUACGGAUGAGGUUUCUGAUCUCGUUCUCGCCAACAAUCUCUCCGCUCAUGCACUAUGGAAGGCCAUCUACAAUCUCUUCCACGACAACAAGCACGCCCGGGCGAUGCAACUGGAACAUCGCUUCCGCACCACCGUCAAGGGCAACCUAUCUAUCAACGAAUAUUGUCGUCUUCUCAAGAACCUCUCCGAAUACCUUGAUGAUGUUGACGCUCCGGUGACCGAGCAUGCACUCGUUCUACAGGUUCUCCAGGGACUUCCACAUGACAUCCGUGGCCAAGUCCAAUUUCUCCAGUACUAGAAUCCUCUCCCCACCUUUCUGGAAGUUCGGUCUGCCCUCCUCCUCGUCGAACAGCAGCAAUCUGACUCU
This is a messenger RNA of Cuscuta campestris, 789 nucleotides long. The record is from the annotation of a GenBank genome assembly. NCBI's taxonomy places the organism in Eukaryota, Viridiplantae, Streptophyta, Magnoliopsida, Solanales, Convolvulaceae.